Paramacrobiotus metropolitanus is the source of this 3867-nucleotide messenger RNA. RefSeq lists its product as uncharacterized. Bases 771 to 3389 code for a protein of 872 amino acids. NCBI's taxonomy places the organism in Eukaryota, Metazoa, Tardigrada, Eutardigrada, Parachela, Macrobiotidae. The record is from RefSeq and is a predicted model, not a curated record. The transcript is spliced from 5 exons.
CGGUGCCACCGCCCAGGAUAGUGUGGUUACGUUGGGGCGUUUAGGGCAGCACCGAUUCCGCCGUGUUCGAUCGUGUUGCCUUUUUCAGUUGGUUUUUUGCACGCUUCCAAAUCUGGAAUAAAUUCCAGAUUUGUUCCAGUAUCGCCUUUGUGGUGGUUUUUGCCGUCGUAUUUCCCUUCCGGGAUAGAGUGCAUUUGUUCGGGCAUUGUGCCUUUAUUGUUCCUUUUCAUUUCACAAUAAAGAUCAUUUUGGUAGUGGCCGCGUAGAGGCACAUUUCUGUGUGGCAGCUGCAGGCCACUUUCAUGGUGGAGAUGCAAGUUCGAUCCCCGUAAUCCUGUACUGACUGAUUGAUUUUCGUUACGGUCAGCAGGCAUUUUGCCUUGCGCGCCGCAUUUAGCCGAUAAUUUUAAUUUAAUUUAAAAUUGCCACCGUGUGUGCGUCAUUAACUGCGCGCACUUGCCGAUUUUCCUGUACGGUCAAACGGAUUCCACGCUCUCGCUACAGCGCAGUGUGGAGUUGAGCCGUACCAAAAACCCGAAAGCAUCAGCCACGUCAACCGACACAUCGCGGAGGACCGGAGCUGAUUUCCCUACGUCAUCAACCGAUAGCUGACAUCCCCGCACACCGGACGAACGACCAGACCGUGGGCAUUCAUCCGUGAGGGAGCAGCAAAGCGGAUUCGAGAUCCUGCGUUCCGGACGACAGUCGGAAAGCAAGCAAGCACCGAAAGCACCGCGCCGUACUCGUCACGUCGUGUCAGUGCAGAUAACAUGGAGCCGACGCAGUGUUAUCGCUGCCGUUAUAACACUAACCGCCGAAAGUGCGCCGAUUGUCUCUUUGGAGACAAGCUGUACAGCGAGCAGGAGAAGGACACCGUCGUGAGCCGCCUGGUUAACGAAGUCCUCAACUGCAACUUGGAUGCGUACGUCACAUUGGGUGAGACGCAUUUUGAGCCGGUAUUCCAGACCAAACCUUGGCUGCGUAUCAGGAUGAACGAUGCAGCCCGGAAGCUAAUAGCCGCACGUGAACCACAGUGGUGUGAUAUGCCACUGCCUGCCGAUUUGCCGUCGCAGCCUAGUUACGCUGCGCCAAUGCAGUUGCCGAUCAGUUAUCCUGCACAAGUGCAGAUGCCGAUGAAUCAGGGAUAUCCCGUGAAUCCCGUCAACCAGUCGCAGAUGCUGCAGUAUCCACAGAUGCAGUAUCAACAGUACCAGCAGCCGGCGCAAUAUGCGCAGUACCAGCAGCAAGCCGAUGUGGCUUUUAACCAGCCGCAAUAUCAGUAUUACCGACAGCAGAACGAACAGCAGGCGCCGAGUAGUGCUAGCAGUGCAGGGACUUCUGAUCCAUGGCUGCAUGAGCGUGGGUACCGAGGAAAUACUGCACAACAGCAGUAUCCCAGCCGAGCUGCAUCACAGCAGCGUAAACUCGAACCGCAACCCAGCACGUCGCGUGUACAACCAGACGCGCGUGUCGGACUGUCGAAACAAAAACGUGGCAGACAGCGUGGAAACCAGUCGAAUAUCCGUUCUGCUGGCUAUCAGCAGCGCAACGAGCCGAGUAAACCACAGAAUGAUCAGCCGGCUGAAUCUCAGCAACCGUCGCCGCGUGAGAGUAAUUCUCGCGAUAAGCGUGGUGUUCGACGACCACGCCAGCCGACCAUCGAUCCUAAUAGGAUUCUGCGCGAUGUAACUCAGUAUACCAGCGAUCUUGGUAUUUAUUUACAUAAGCUGGCUACUGUUGCCGAUAUCGCGAAGACGAAUGGCCCGGAAAUGUUGCAUCUGAAGAAUAUGAUUCAGAAUGCCGCGGCAUUUUUGGGGAAGAUAGGAUUAAGAGAUCGAAUGAUGGAGUUCGAUUAUUCUACUGUCGAUUUAUCGCGUUCGUUGGAAAUAACUACGUACGCGUCGAGCCGCCGUAAUAAUCUUCGUACAGUGCUCGAUAAAAAGCACUUGUACACGCCGAUUACCGCCGUUGACAUUGAGAUCAUUUCUCAAUUUAAGAUUUACGGAGAUUCAGUAACCGAGAAAUUCCUUAUGCAGUAUGUACUGCCACAAGCCGACCCUGCAAAAUUCUUUUUCUUCUGUAAAAUCGCUCACUACCUGAAUCAGGAAUUAAAUGAGCGCAAUAUCGAUUGGACGCCGAUUCCCUACAAUACGGGAUUGAAAUUCGCCGCUAUGAGUAUCGCUGCCGCAUUACUUGGUAGUCAUAGCGCCCACAAGGCGAUCUACCAAAGUAAAGAACGAGCCGAGUACGCCUUGUUAAAGGAUUUAAUCGAAAUGCUAGGGAAGCCGCUUACUGAGCAGCAGGAAGCACAGGUGCUGAAAGACACCCUGGCUGCUGCCGGUCACGUCGAAAUGGAUACUGAUCAAGUCGAUCGUUUUUAUGACGAUAUCAAUAUCCGUAUGAAACGAUACGGCGAUCGCAAGACGCAGUUUGACAAGGGCCAGCUAUAUAAAAAGCGCCCUUUGCCCGAUUCGCCAGAUGCUCCUACAGGAAGCAAAACUGUACAGCCGGAACAGAAAUUCCGAAAUAAUCGGAAUAAACAGUCGGCAGGUGAUCCUGCAUCGCCGCAGUUGGGAGUGAUGGGCGGGAAACAGCCUGUCAAGCUUCCUCCCCUUACACAGCCGAUUAUUAUUCCCGUGGUAAAGCCGAAUUUGCCAAUGGCGAAGUUUUCGUCUGCGCCGUCGUCGUUGAAUACAACGACUGUGAAAUCAUCUGGUACGAAUACCGAUAAGCAAGGUAAAAAUACUUUGCGAUUGCCGGCCAAUAAUGGCAAUAAAAUUAAUGACGAGCCGAAUGUUGUAGAUCAUGUGCGGAAACAGCAAUUGCCGACUGUUCCCGCGCCAGCCGAACCGAUUGUUGCAGCUAAUGUUGAACAACAAUCAGCAGUUACUACGCAGCCGACACAAGUAGAGACAGUGCUUGUGUACCCGCCGACCCGUGAGACCUUCGACGAGAAGGAACUUGCGAAAUUGCCGUUGUCCCGUAUGAAUAAAGCCGAACGCGACUUUUAUGUUACGACACAGUCGUAUCAAGAUCAUGUUGAGCCGUCGUCCAAUGAGUAUGUGGAAACCAUGCUCGUUGAGUUGAGAAAGAAGACGUUGAGACAGAUGACCGAUCCCGAAUAUAUGUUUUAUAUUCGAUAUGAAAAUCCGGAACGAUUACCUGCUUGGACGGGUAGAUCGCCAGAAAAGCCGAUUGCGCCGCAGGGCGAUGAAGCCGAUGUUUUCCACGAGACAGUGGAAGAGUUGCCGGUGCGACCAGCACUUUCUGAGGUACUUGGCGAUGCUUUGAACGCAGUCGCCGCAGCCGAAACCGCUCCUGACACUACCGGCGCUGACGCUGACGUUGACAUGCUGCCGGAUGCGAGUGCGGAUGAAGCUGCUGAAUAAAGUCGUCAUUGGAGGAUAAAGCAAGCCUCCGGAAUGGAACGCAUCAUGUUGGAAUGGAUCUCAUAAUUUCCGCUAUUUUUUCUGAAUUUUUGUGAUUGUUAACCAUAGUAUAUGCCGCCGAUUCGGUCGCAUUUUGCUCAUAUGUUGCUCACUGUUUUGUUUUGCGAUUUGUGGCAGCCUCGGGGGGCCUCGGCCGUUCCGCCCCGUGGCAUGCUAGGCGAUCGGUGCCACCGCCCAGGAUAGUGUGGUUACGUUGGGGCGUUUAGGGCAGCACCGAUUCCGCCGUGUUCGAUCGUGUUGCCUUUUUCAGUUGGUUUUUUGCACGCUUCCAAAUCUGGAAUAAAUUCCAGAUUUGUUCCAGUAUCGCCUUUGUGGUGGUUUUUGCCGUCGUAUUUCCCUUCCGGGAUAGAGUGCAUUUGUUCGGGCAUUGUGCCUUUAUUGUUCCUUUUCAUUUCACAAUAAAGAUCAUUUUGGUAGU